AUUUCUUCUGUCAAAGUUGAAUCGCUUUCUCUUUGUUUUAAGUGGAAAAUUUUGAUUUUAUGUUUUUUCGGAAUUUUCAAAAAAAAACCUGUGAGCUCAUAAAUCUUCGCUAGAAUCGGCAGAGAGGAAUCUGCGAGAAUCAAUUACCAGAUUCCGGCGCCGGAGCGCCGAUGAACAAUCAGGUCAAUUAGCAACUCGAUGAUUCUCCCGCGGAAAUAACUAGAUUCGAUUUCGAUUUCCGUGGGGAAAGUUUUUGUGCGCUUUUGAUUUGGUCUGUUCGUCCCUGUUCAAGGGAUAGCGAGAAUGUCUAAGAUAGUAUACGAAGGGUGGAUGGUUAGGUAUGGGAGGAGAAAGAUCGGAAGAUCGUAUAUUCAUAUGAGGUAUUUUGUGUUGGAGCCUCGUCUUUUGGCUUAUUACAAGAAGAAACCUCAGGAUUCUCAGGUUCCUAUCAAGACCAUGUUAAUUGAUGGUAAUUGCAGAGUUGAGGAUCGAGGCUUGAAAACACAUCAUGGACAUAUGGUUUACGUGUUGUCUGUUUAUAACAAGAAAGAAAAGAGUCAUAGAAUUACGAUGGCAGCGUUUAACAUCCAAGAAGCACUAAUGUGGAAGGAAAAAAUCGAGUCUGUUAUAGACCAGCAUCAAGAGUCCCAAGUUCCAAAUGGUCAGCAGUAUGUUUCCUUUGAAUAUAAGUCUGGAAUGGAUACUGGAAGAACUGCUUCAUCUUCAGACCAUGAAAGCCAAUUUAGUGCGCCAGAGGAUGAAGAGGACUCUCGCAGGAGCUUAAUGAGGAGGACAACUAUUGGAAAUGGUCCUCCAGAAUCUGUACUUGACUGGACCAAAGAAUUUGAUGCAGAAUUGGCCAACCAGGAUUCCAACAACCAAGCAUUUUCCAGAAAACACUGGCGUCUCCUUCAGUGCCAAAAUGGUCUUCGGAUUUUUGAAGAGCUUCUUGAAGUUGAUUACCUUCCAAGAAGCUGUAGCAGGGCAAUGAAGGCUGUAGGUGUAGUGGAGGCAACAUGUGAAGAUAUAUUCGAGCUUCUGAUGAGCAUGGAUGGCACUCGUUAUGAGUGGGACUGCAGCUUUCAGUAUGGUAGCCUAGUGGAAGAGGUGGAUGGUCACACAGCAGUGCUCUAUCAUAGACUUCUGCUCGACUGGUUUCCAAUGAUUGUGUGGCCUCGUGACCUCUGUUAUGUCCGCUAUUGGCGCCGUAAUGAUGAUGGGAGUUAUGUUGUGUUGUUCCGUUCUAGGGAGCAUGAGAAUUGUGGUCCACAACCUGGAUGUGUUCGGGCUCAUCUUGAGAGUGGAGGUUAUAAUAUUUCCCCACUAAAACCUCGGAAUGGGAGACCUAGAACACAAGUGCAACAUUUGAUACAAAUUGAUCUAAAAGGGUGGGGUGCAGGCUAUCUUCCAGCAUUUCAACAACAUUGUCUUCUUCAAAUGCUGAAUAGUGUUGCUGGUUUGCGGGAAUGGUUUUCACAGACAGAUGAGAGAGGUCUUACUACCCGGAUCCCUGUCAUGGUUAAUAUGGCAUCAUCUUCCUUGAGCUUGAGUAAGAGUGGGAAGUCGCUGCAUCAGUCUGCCUUUUCUCUUGAUCAAACAAAUUCUGUUCACCGAAACUCUGUGCUCAUGGAUGAAGACUCAGAUGAUGAUGAUGAAUUUCAGAUUGCUGAAUCAGAACAAGAGCCUGAGACUAGUAAAACAGAGGACGAUGUCAAGAGACCAGAAGAACCUGCUCACAACAUUGAUCUGUCAUGCUUCUCGGGAAACCUAAAGCGCAAUGAAAGUGAAAACGCCCGUAACUGCUGGAGGACAUCUGACGGGAACAAUUUCAAAGUUCGGGGCAAGAGUUUCGGUACCGGAGAUAAAAGAAAGAUACCUGCUGGGAAGCAUCUUAUGGAUCUUGUUGCUGUUGAUUGGUUCAAAGACAAUAAAAGAAUAGAUCAUGUUGCUAGACGCAAAGGCUGUGCAGCACAAGUUGCUGCAGAAAAAGGUCUAUUCUCAAUGGUGGUAAAUGUUCAAGUUCCAGGAUCAACACACUACAGUAUGGUGUUUUAUUUCGUGAUGAAAGAGCUCGUACCUGGGUCCCUCUUGCAACGGUUUGUGGAUGGUGAUGAUGAAUUCCGAAAUAGUAGGCUAAAGCUUAUACCAUUAGUUCCGAAGGGCUCAUGGAUAGUAAGGCAAAGCGUGGGAAGCACCCCAUGUCUCCUUGGGAAAGCAGUGGACUGCAACUACAUCCGUGGCCCGACAUACUUAGAAAUUGACAUAGAUAUUGGGUCAUCAACCGUUGCAAAUGGAGUCCUUGGCCUCGUUAUUGGUGUAAUCACGUCUCUGGUUGUGGAAAUGGCUUUCCUUGUACAGGCAAAUACACCGGAAGAACUGCCAGAGAGGCUAAUUGGCGCAGUUCGGGUUUCGCAUAUAGAGCUCUCUUCAGCUAUAGUUCCGAAUCUGGAGACAGAGUAAACCCAUCAGAAAUUACCAUCAAACUUCAUGUAUAAGUUCUGUCACAACAUUGUGUUUGGUGGUUCUUUGGAAUAUAUAUUCUUUAUCUUUGUCCUCCUUUUCAUUUUACAUGUGACUUUGUUUUAAAACAUUUUUUUUUCUUUUUUCUUUUUCUUUGUAAUGUCACAUUAUAGUGGAAAAUAGUUGGUCGUAUAUCUAUUUACAGUCCAUCAAUAUUGCAAUGCGUUUCCUUUA
Molecule: messenger RNA, 2694 nt
Organism: Capsella rubella
Lineage: Eukaryota; Viridiplantae; Streptophyta; Magnoliopsida; Brassicales; Brassicaceae
Product: protein ENHANCED DISEASE RESISTANCE 2
Exons: 22
Coding region: 304-2460 (718 amino acids)
Molecular function (GO): lipid binding
Source: RefSeq, a predicted model, not a curated record